CUGCUCCAAACCUUCUGUAUGUAAGUGGCAAUGAGAAAGAGCAUCUUUUUGGCUGAAAGGAGACAUUUAGAGAGGAUGCUUCUGAUUUUUUGUUUUCAUUUAUUUUUGUCUUCACAGAAUAUAAUCAAAUGAGCCACCUUAGCCAGCCUGGGUGAUUGCUUCGAGUCUUGUAAUAAUCUGUGUAGAAAAGUGGGUAAAAUCAUUCAAUUUCUUUCCUGCUGGACCUGGAAGGAGAGGGGCUGUGUAUUCAUCCCCACCCAUUAGCUAUGCCCUCUUUUCUCUGAAUGUCGAUUUAAGGAAGCAAGCACCUGUCUUCUGCCACCGUAUCUUCCUAGCAAACUUUAAAGGCCAUUUUAUCUGAUAGGAAGAACAUCAAGAAUGCUCUGAUCUCUAGUGAUGAAGAAUCUGGGAAUGGACACUUUUCCCAUCCAGAUACAAUGCACUUUAAUUGAAGAAAAACUGAACUGAACUACAAGUCUAUUUCUUAUGGUGCUGGAUUACUCCUACAGAACUGCCCUGAGAUCAACCGCGAGAGAGGGCUCUGACAGACACAAGUCACCUUCUGAUUAUUGCACUUAGCUCUCCCUGGAGACUUAAAUUUUGGAAGUGUUCCUUUUUACAUGAUACCCUCCAAGAUGAUGAGUUCUAAUCCCGAGGAAGACCCUUUGGACACAUUUCUCCAGUAUAUUGAGGAUAUGGGGAUGAAGGCCUACGAUGGCUUGGUUAUUCAGAAUGCAUCAGACAUUGCUCGAGAGAAUGACCGCUUGAGGAAUGAAACCAACCUGGCCUACUUGAAGGAGAAGAGUGAAAAACGCCGAAGACAAGAAGAAGCAAUAAAACGCAUAGGUGGCGAAGUGGGGCGGGGCCACGAAGGAAGUUACGCGGGCAAACAUUUCCGCAUGGGAUUCAUGACGAUGCCUGCUCCUCAGGACAGACUUCCCCAUCCUUGCUCCAGCGGCUUUUCCGUGAGGUCCCAGUCCCUGCACUCGGUCGGGGGCACAGACGACGACAGCAGCUGUGGCUCCCGCCGGCAGCCGCCGCCCAAGCCCAAGCGGGACCCCAGCACCAAGCUGAGCACAUCGUCGGAGACUGUCAACAGCGCGGUGCCGAGCAAGAGCGGGAAGGCCCCCGAGCGGCCCGAAGUGUCAGCCAAACCCAGACCCCACAGUGAUGAAUAUUCAAAGAAGAUCCCUCCUCCCAAACCCAAACGGAACCCGAACACUCAGCUGAGCACAUCUUUCGAUGAAACGUACAUCAAGAAGCACGGGCCGCGGAGGACGUCGCUCCCACGGGACCCCUCCCUGUCCCUGGUCAGCAGCCCGGCGGGGGACCCGGAGGAGGAGGAGCCCGUGUACAUCGAGAUGGUGGGCAACAUUCUCAGAGACUUCAGGAAGGAGGAGGAUGACCAGAGCGAGGCCGUCUACGAGGAGAUGAAAUACCCCAUCUUUGACGACUUGGGCCAAGAUUCGAAAUGUGACCUUGACCAUCACAGUUGCUCUUCGCAGUGUGCUACUCCCACGGUGCCUGACUCGGACUUCGCCAAGUCCUCAGUGCCAUGUACUCCAAAGGGUGUGCUUUGUGACAUCCCCCCGCCCUUCCCCAACCUGCUCUCUCACCGACCCCCGCUGCUGGUGUUCCCCCCCGCGCCCGUGCAAUGCUCCCCCAAUUCCGACGAGUCUCCGCUCACCCCACUGGAAGUCACCAAGCUGCCCGUGUUGGAAAACGUGUCUUACAUGAAGCAGCAGGCCGGCGCGUCUCCGUCCUCACUGCCCUCUCACGCCUCCGGCCACCCCAAGCUGGACAAAGAGCAGGCCGCCACCCUGGGCCCCAGCCCCGCCGCCCCCGCCCCCGCCCCUGCACUGUCUUCGUCCCCGCCCCCACCGUCCACCCUGUACCGCACGCAGUCCCCCCACGGCUACCCGAAGAGCCACUCGGCCUCCCCUUCGCCCGUCAGCAUGGGGAGGUCCCUGACCCCGCUCAGCCUCAAGCGGCCCCCGCCCUACGACGCUGUGCAUUCAGGCAGCCUCUCCAGGAGCUCUCCAUCAGUGCCUCCUCAUUCGACCGGCAGGCCGGUGUCGCAGGAUGGGGCCAAGAUGGCCAACGCCUCGGUGAACACCUACGGCCCGGCUCCGGGUGCCUCCCGGUCCAGGACCCCCACGAGUCCCUUGGAAGAACUAACCAGCCUCUUUACCUCUGGACGAAGCCUGCUGAGGAAGUCGUCCAGCGGCCGCCGUUCUAAAGACCCCGCAGAGAAAUCGACAGAGGAACUGAAAAUCCGAAGCCACAGCACAGAGCCAUUACCAAAGUUGGACAGCAAAGAGAGAGGGCAUCAUGGGGCUUCUUCCAGAGAGCCUAUCAAAGCUCAGGAAUGGGAUGGAACACCAGGACCGCCUGUGGUCACCAGUAGACUGGGAAGAUGCUCUGUGAGCCCCACCUUGUUAGCAGGAAACCACAGCUCAGAACCGAAAGUAAGCUGCAAAUUAGGCCGGUCUGCCUCCACAUCAGGUGUGCCCCCUCCGUCAGUUACUCCUCUCAGGCCAGCCGGUGACCUGCAACAGAGCCAGGUGGCAUGCAUGCCGUGGUUUCAUGGAGACCAUACAAUGCUUGAGAUGAUUGAGAAAAAGCGUUGCUUGUGCAAGGAAAUAAAAGCUAGACAGAAAACGGAAAAGGGGCUUUGCAAACAGGAUAGCAUGCCUAUCCUGCCCAGCUGGAAGAAGAACGCAGGGGCAAAGAAGUACAGCCCUCCACCCUAUUCUAAGCAGCAAACGGUGUUCUGGGAUACUGCCAUAUGACUGUGCACAGGACGGCCAGGACGGCGGGAGUUCCACAUCACUUUACAUGAAGAGGGAGGUCGACUCAGUCAUGUGAUAAGUAACUGUUACAUAUCUUCUCUGUCGGAAUGGAAUGCCAAUGCUUCCCUGGAAAGCCCACGGGAAGCUGUGCCUACUCAUGGCAAGUUCUUGAUAAAAUGUAUAUUAAUUGUAUCUUUGCAAUUAAGACACUUAUUUAUCCCGGAUUAUUUUGAAUCCAAAAGAUAUUAAGAUGUAAAUAUUUUACUAGUUUAUGGGUGACACCUGAAAUAAUACACAUUAUACGUAUAUAAAUUACAGAAAUAUCAAGAGUUUUACUAGAUGAUAUAAUUUCGGUAUUAACUGGUUUGUUAUCUCUUUUAUAUGUAAUCCCUUGAUGCCUUUUAUUAUUAAUUUUUGCAUUUAAGAUGUUAUUAUUUUUUUUUUCUGUCCACAUUUGGCUUCUGUAUGAGAGCUCACAGCUGUAAAUCAUGUUCAAUCACAUAAUAUAUGACCUGGUGCUAGUAAUGUAGAAGUCAAGUAUCAUAUUCGUUAAGAACGUCUGUUGCUUUGUAAGUUUUUAAGGGUUUGACCGGAAAAGAAUGCAAAUGUGAUGCAUAAUUUGGACGUCCACAUUACAUCAACACCAAUAUUUUUGCUACAUUGGCUUUAUAAGAAUUUCUCUUCAAUAUUGUCUUGUUUAUACUAAGCAAUGGUUAGUCAGACUCCAGAGAAAGUUAUUAGGAUAUAUUUGGAUAUCCCAGCAGAAAACAUUUCCUUCAGAAAUGACUUUCAGGACAUGUGUCCUUGCAUCAUGGAUCUGAUUGGAGGAGACCAGGGUUCACUGUGACAAUGGAAGGAACAAGGAAUCGAAAGCUUAAAUAGCACGACUGCUUUCAAGAAAGGGGUACCAGUGGCUUUAUAACCACUGCCAUCACUAUUUUUAAGUAACUUUUCACGUGUAUGUUUGUUUCCCCUAGAAAAUGAGAAAUAAAUAUUCAGACUGAUACGUUUACAUAUUUUAGUACACUAAACGCCAAUCUUUUGCAAAAUUUAGGUCCAUUAAUGAAUUAGAAUUUCUUAAGUUUUUCAAACUUGUUAUCACCACAUUUUUGGGUCGCAAUCUUCUGUGCAUGACCAUCACAUCCAUUCUUACUGAUUCUGACACCAUGACCAAAGAAUUAUGACCACUUGUUUAUUUUAUUUUGUUUCAAGGAAGAAACAGGAAAUGCAGGGGCUAGGGGAUGGAUGGGGUGGCUUCGAUUUUAUGUGGUGGUAAAAUUUAAGUUAAACAAAUUCCUAUAUAUCUUUUAAGAAUAACUUGUUAGUUACAUAUAAAUAUUGCCACGGAUGGAUAAAAAGGAAACUAUCUCAUAUAUUUUGUAUAUUUAAAUUACUAUUUAUGCUUCCUAAAAUUGACAGUAUGUGAUUCUUCUUUAACAAUCAAUUUAGUAUUAUAUUUCUGAGAGAAAAGGUAUGUGUUUGAAGUUAUUGUCAUAGUGGUUUUCCUUGUAAGGGUUUUGACAGCAAUAGUACAGUGCUGCUCGAUAAAACCAAAUAUAAAGGAGUGAGGGGAUUUUUGUAAUCUCUAUUGCUAAAAACCUAGUGAUGCUUUAUCAGUAAUAGUUCGUUUCAAGCCUUUGAAAUGUUAAAAAGUAAUUUUCUAAUCUUUUAUAAUCAAUGUAUAUUUUGAUGUCCAAUUAGAAUUCUGAAAGAAUAAGGGAAAAGGGUAAGUGGGAGCAUGUGUAUCUGUUGUUUUUGCGUGAAUGAGUAUUCAGCAGGAGAACUGUAUACAUAAAACGUUUACUGAGGUUUUAGGUUUUGCUUGUAUAACUGAGGUGGUUAAAAUAAAAGAAGAAGAAGAAGAAGCGGAUCACAAGUACAGGAAAUCAUGGAGAGAUCUUAAGUAGCUUAAGUAAAUCCUACUGCCAUAUUUCACCAGUUAGAGAUUAUGUUUCAAACCCAACAAUCAAUGGAGUACCAAUCUAAGAGUGAUGAAGAUGUAUUAAGAUAAAAUCAGUAUGGAAAUAAAAUGUUAGCUUAAUUUAACUACUUAUGACCACAUAUACUCGAGUCAGUCAAUCGGGUAGAAGACAUCAAUUCUCAGCAUCUUUAUGAUGAUCUGGGUGUAUGUAUAUGUAUAUUCAGGCUCGGUAUGGUAAUGAUUGGAUAAUUCCUUUGAAAUUUAUAUUUCAGUAACAUAUCUAAGUGUGUUUUUCAGAUGCCAAUCUUUUCCCAUAUCUCUCUGAAUGAGGCAGAAGAUAUUUUUUAAUGCUGGCCACUUGUCAAGAAGGAAACAGAGGUACUGAAAUGACUUGUGUUGGAUUCAGUCAUUCCCAUUUGUUCUGCCAAACUCAUGUUGCUGCCAGGUUUCAUGCACUCUUUUUUUCAAGCAAGUUAUUUUCUGAGAAGGCAGCUUGUUUGAAAAUCUGACCUUAGGCAACCGUUUCUGUUUAAUUUCUCCAAAUCUUCCUUUCAAUGGGGAGUCAUUGAAAGAUCUGGGAAAGCUGCUUCACUGAUGUUUGACUCAAUAACGUUUCUUGGGUGCCUAACCCACUGUUCAUUGCGGCUUCACUGACGUGGCGAGUUCCAUUCUAUCAUUCGUUUUCUUUUUGUGUUGUUUUUCUUUAUGUGGAGAAAAGGUCAUUAGGAUAGAGGAGGAAAAUCAGCGUAUUCUCUGGGGGCAGUCAAUCAGGACACGUCAGUUGUGAAUUUGGUCGGAUGAUAAAACAUUCCAUUGACAGAACACUCUGGAAAGAUAAAGCCCAUAUUUUUUAUCAGUGCCAAAGAAUAAAUGGUAUCAUGGCAUGGUUAUCAGGUGGGAAGAGCCCAUACGUAUGAGAAAUGGUCUUUUCCCGACAGCUUUUACAGAAACAGAAUUUUAUUGGCUGUCAGCAAGAUGCUUUUCUAUGGGAAAAACUUCUUAGCACACAAGAGACAAAUUUCUUUAGAAUAGAUGGGAAGGAGAUUCUGCAUUUCUGUUCAGUGCCAGAAGCCAGCACCUUCUGAGCUGUUACGGUAGGUCUUCAUGUGAACACUGCUGUUCCUUUCCCCGUAUUCAUGCCGUGGGAGCAUGUCUGGAGUGAGUGAUCAAUUUGUGUAAGUGAAGGUUAAUGAUCACCCAUACAAAAUAUUUGGGAAAGUGAAGCAAAACAAAACAUGAAGAGGUUCACAUUUGCAGUUUUAAAGAAUAUACACAUUCCAAUAUCUGGAAAUUGUCUGGAUAUAAGGAGAUACAACUUCCCUUUUCAAGAUCGUGACACUAGGACUUCAAACAUGGAGGUUCCAAAUCAUUUUCUUGAAUGCUUCUAGAGAAUAGAGAAACAGUUUUCUUACUAUACUCUGGCUUAGGCCUCAUCCUCACAUAUAAUUUGAUUUGACUCUUUGAGCAAGUUUAGGAAUCUAGUCAAUAAAACUAAACAACACUUUCAGGUUAGUGUUUUAACUAACUAAAUAAGACAUCAGAACAAUGCACAUUGACAAUGCAAUUUUAAUCACUUAUAUGUUAAAGUGAGUCACCUCCCUAAAAUAGAAAAGAGCUUGUAAGCUAAUUAUGGCUACCUAUGAAAUUAAAAAAAUAAAAAUUCCUGUGAUUUAAGCAGUAGGUAAUCUGAGAUGAGAGACAGUUUACCCUUUCAAAGGAAAAGAAGUACAAUAGAAUAACAAAUCCUACUUCGUUGUGCUCCAAAUUUAAAUGGAACUGAAAAAAAACAGUACCUAUAAUAUUUAAGAUUAACUCACUACAUCUUCCCUCAAUAGGAGAAUAGAUAGCUAAUUGUAGGAUGUGGACAAUUUAUUAAUUUAUUAUUAACAGUUCAUCGUUGAGAAACUUAUCUAUUAGUUGUUUUUCAAAAUUCUGUAAAGCACUGGAAUUAAAUAUUCAAAAAGAUAUGGUCCCUGCCUUUAAGGAGCUUAAUUAUGCAAUCAUUAAAAUUUCAAAACAAAGCCAAUUAUUUCUAAGCAGUUAUACAAUAUCACGUGUUUGACAUCUCUUAUGUGUUUAUAUAUGGUAUUCUCUCUUUUUUUCCAGAUCAAGUGUACAGUCAAAAUAAAAUACUAAAACAUAUUAAAGUUAAUGUCUAAGUAUAAAAUAUGUUUAUGUAUAAGACUCUAUAUGUACACAUAGGAUAUGUACUGAUGUCUACGUAACUCAGUAAAAGGAUAACACGUUUGCCAUGUUGGACUUGAACAUUGUGGCUUGUUGUUUGGAUUGAUUUAAAACCCUUUGAUAUUUGGGUCAAUUACAUUGUAGCAAAAUGUGUGUAACCUGAAAAAAAAGUCUGAUUAUACUUCCCUUUAAAUAUUACAAAGUUUCAAAUUUAAGGGGGAACACCUUUACAGAAAUAGUGUUGGAUUUAACCUCUAUCAAAUAUAGAUGAAGAUCUUUUUGAAGUGCUCAAUUGUUCCCAAAUAUGACUGGGUUGCCCACCCUAAAAACAUCUACAUUUACAUGUGUAUACACCCACAUACAGUAUACAUACUGUAUAUAAUAUAUAUGAAAAUGUUUAGUAUGCACUUCUUUUGUUUGGAACUCCUUGAGUUAACAUUUAUAGUGUAGCAAUUGGUGUAAAGUGCACUGUGAUUAUAAAAAACAAAGCACAGUAAAGUCACAGGUCUUGUUAUCUUGCACUAAAAAUGUGUUUACGUAUUUAGCAAUUGUACGUUUACUUUCUUGCUCUUUUCAAGAAAUUAAAACAAAUAGCUAUUGAAGAAAUGAUAUAAAAUAAUAUGUUUUUUAGUGGAUAAUGGCACUACAUUUUUAAAAGACAGGGUUUUUAAAAGAAACCAUUUAACAUCCAUUCCAACAUAACAUGUUUACCGUAUCUAAGAAUCUGAAUGUCAUAUUACAUUUUUCAUAACUCAUUAAAAAUGUCAGGUAUGUGCCUGAAAAUUUGUGCAAAUAAGCAUUAGCUAACAGAUUUCUCUAUUCACGUGUUGUUAGCCAUUUCUAUAUACAUAAUAAUGUAAACACUGAUGUUUUAAUUUCUCUUAAUUUUUGUACUUGAUUUUUUUAGGUAACAUGUAAUUAUAAAUGUACUUUGAUACUACUGAAGUAACCAGAUGUUGUUUGAAAACAAUUUGUUUUCUUUAGUGCAUUGGCAAUAUUUUACAAUACUUUUGUGCUUAUUUAUUUGUGCUCCCGUGUAAUUAUAAU
Molecule: messenger RNA, 7944 nt
Organism: Zalophus californianus (California sea lion)
Lineage: Eukaryota; Metazoa; Chordata; Mammalia; Carnivora; Otariidae
Gene: NYAP2
Product: neuronal tyrosine-phosphorylated phosphoinositide-3-kinase adaptor 2
Exons: 7
Coding region: 621-2792 (723 amino acids)
Biological process (GO): phosphatidylinositol 3-kinase/protein kinase B signal transduction; neuron projection morphogenesis
Source: RefSeq, a predicted model, not a curated record